Messenger RNA from Ambispora gerdemannii, 158 nucleotides. Lineage: Eukaryota; Fungi; Glomeromycota; Glomeromycetes; Archaeosporales; Ambisporaceae. The record is from the annotation of a GenBank genome assembly.
AACAAGCAACCAAUGUGAUUAAGAAGGUUGGUCGCCAAGCAGGUGUCAUUGUAUUGGAUAAGUACGGAAAUGUUUCUGCGUCGAAAAAUUGCGAUAUAAUGUUUCGAGGAUACAUUCGUGUAUCUGAUGGAGUACCACAUAUUAACGUUUUGGAUUGA